This is a messenger RNA of Apis mellifera (honey bee), 6657 nucleotides long. RefSeq lists its product as uncharacterized. The record is from RefSeq and is a predicted model, not a curated record. Gene Ontology annotation, molecular function: ATP binding; protein kinase activity; peptide receptor activity. Gene Ontology annotation, biological process: cGMP biosynthetic process; receptor guanylyl cyclase signaling pathway; intracellular signal transduction. The transcript is spliced from 30 exons. Lineage: Eukaryota; Metazoa; Arthropoda; Insecta; Hymenoptera; Apidae. Bases 1681 to 5943 code for a protein of 1420 amino acids.
GUGAUAUCAUAUAUUUAUUAAAACUAAAUAUAUAUCAAAAUUAUGACAAUUAAAAUAAUUAAAAGUAAUAUCGUUAACAGGUGGAAAUGGACAAUGUGUAAAUAUUCGACAAUGUGGAAAUUAUAAUGGUCUAAUCUCGUGGUUUAUGUUCUAAAAACUGUAAAUACUGUGAUGGAAUAUUUAAAGAACUUGGUGAGAAAAGAAAAUUGUUCAAUUGCCAUUAAUAAAUUUUUAAUAAUUUGUAAUGAAAUGACAACACUCGUUUCAUUAGAAUCCAUUGUGCAUUGUGUUUUCAUGUGAAAAUGGUAAAGGAAGUUUUGACUCUAGUCUUCUUAAAUAUGAAAAAAUUCAUCCAAUAUACCUGUCAUUGCCAACGUACACAGGCAGCCAUAAGAUGUUAUGCAGAUGCACGACCAUUAACUUUAAAGCUAUUCUAUUUUAUCAUCUUUAAACGUAUGAAACGAAGCAAGAAAUUUGGUUACCAGAUAUAGGAACUUUUGAUCCUUCGGUAAUAACUUGUAUCUAAAAAUAUAAUGGCCGUAAAAUAAUAAGCUUGGAUUAAACAUCCAUCAGGUUAAAAUAUUCAUUUUUCUCAUUUUUGAUUAGAAAAUUAAAACAGACAGAAUUUAACAUCAUUAUUCUUGUUCUUCUUCUAUGAUUAUAGUAAACAAGAAUUUAAAGUUGUGAAUAUUAAUUUAGAUAAAAAUGAUUUGAGCAUAUCAAAAGAACAUUAACAUUAACGUAUUACGUAACAGGAUGAACAAGAUAAAAUAGUAAGCAUUGAUUUCGAUAAUCUAAUUACGGAUGAUGGAGAUACACAUUUCGAGAUGGUACUUUAACAAUUGAAAGUUUAGAUGGAAAUAAAUUAUAUUUAGAUUCAACGACUCAAUUUAGAAUGUGUGGAAAUGGACAAUGUGUAAAUAUUCGACAAUGUGGAAAUUAUAACGGUCUAAUCUCGUGGUUUAUGUUCUAAAAACUGUAAAUACUGUGAUGGAAUAUUUAAAGAACUUGGUGAGAAAAGAAAAUUGUUCAAUUGCCAUUAAUAAAUUUUUAAUAAUUUGUAAUGAAAUGACAACACUCGUUUCAUUGGAAUCCAUUGUGCAUUGUGUUUUCAUGUGAAAAUGGUAAAGGAAGUUUUGACUCUAGUCUUCUUAAAUGUGAAAAAAUUCAUCCAAUAUACCUGUCAUUGCCAACGUACACAGGCAGCCAUAAGAUGUUAUGCAGAUGCACGACCAUUAACUUUAAAGCUAUUCUAUUUUAUCAUCUUUAAACGUAUGAAACGAAGCAAGAAAUUUGGUUACCAGAUAUAGGAACUUUUGAUCCUUCGAAGAAUUUAAAGUUGUGAAUAUUAAUUUAGAUAAAAAUGAUUUGAGCAUAUCAAAAGAACAUUAACAUUAACGUAUUACGUAACAGGAUGAACAAGAUAAAAUAGUAAGCAUUGAUUUCGAUAAUCUAAUUACGGAUGAUGGAGAUACACAUUUCGAGAUGGUACUUUAACAAUUGAAAGUUUAGAUGGAAAUAAAUUAUAUUUAGAUUCAACGACUCAAUUUAGAAUGUUGAAGAUGCUAAAAGAAGACGAGUACGAAGACGAAUAGAUACGGGUCAAUAAAUUAAUUGGUGACGAGAAAGGUGAACAAGUUAACUAAACGGUAUAAAUACGAUAAAUAGGGUUAGAGGCCCAUGGCCGGGAAUUCUUUUCGCUGGCUUUGGUCGUGGAUCUCGAUCAUAGUUUUAUCUGGAUGUUUGCUUAUUUCAAGCGGCGAACAAGUUCCAUGUGUUUCUUAUUUGUCAAAUACAGUUGAGGAUACUUAUAAUGAAACCCAAACAGAAGUAAUGCUUUUUCUAAGAGAGUAUUGUAACGAUGAGAUUAAUGCUAUUAAUAUAGCCACAAAUAUACAAGACUACUUUAAUCGAUUUAAUUUUGACGUACAGAUCACCGUAAUACCUUUGUCAUUGUCAUGUGAAACAAAAACUUGGGGCCUUGAUACCCUGUUACACAUACUUGGUCAAAAAAGAGCGAAAGCUCUCGUAGCUGUUCUUGAUUCACCAAUGUGUGAAGUUACCAUAAAACUCGCACAUCUCUGGAACAUGCCAUUGUUCACAUGGACUUGUCCUUUGAGAAACUUAGAAGAAAGGCAACUUUCAUCAAUUGUUAGAUUAUCUCCAUCAUUACCAAUGAUAGCGAAAGCUCUUACGGAAAUGCUGAUACAUUUACAAUGGAAAACCGUAGCGAUAAUAGGAACUGAUCGUGAACCGUGGAUGAGUCUUGAGAGAGUACUCUUGAAUUCUUUACAAAAUACCGGUGCUGUAGUACGACGACGCGCAAUAUUACCACACCAAGCCUCUUUUGAACAAAUUCGAAAAAUUCUUCGUAGUGUUUACAACGUUUCUCGUAAAGUUACGGUGCUAUGUCUACCUACGUCUGAUGAAGAUGGAUUAAUUACCCGUGUCCUCUCCGAGAUAGAUAUUGUACAGCAUUCUUUUAAUUCCAUACGAAAUUCUAUGACUAUAAUUAUUCAUACAAAGGACGACGAUUUUUUUCUUCCGAUCGAAAACACUUCAAUUUCUUAUUUCGAUCCAAUAACAACAUCUGUUUCGUUUGCAACUUCAUCAUCUUCAAAUCUCUCUGUUUCGAAUCAAGUCUUGCCCAACGAAAUGACUUUUAACGAUUACGAUGACAACACAACGGUAAACAUGCAAGAAAAAGAAAGAAAAGAAAAAUUUCAUCAAUUACGUGAUAAAUCAAAAGUAAAUAAUCGAUUUCUCCCGCCAAGAAAUUUAAGCUCUACGUUCCUAGAAAGAUUGUUAACAAUAACGCCUCUCGAUUACAGAUAUGAUGUGGAAAAAGUAUUCGAAGGUAUAGAACGAUACAUGGUACCAACUUUAAUGGAUCGUUUAAACGAAACCCUUAAUAUCUUAAUGAAUGAUAAUUCCAGUAUAAAUGCAUUUAAUAAUAAGAUUUAUACGUAUGUUUUGUUGGAUUGGCGUAUCGAUGUUUGGAAACCUAUAAUGGUUACCGUGGAAGGACGUGAAAAACUAUUUGUUCGAAAACUAUCUACAAAUGCUCUAGCAUUUCUCAAUAUAAAUGAUACUGAUUUCUCAAAGUGCAAUUUUGACGUCAAUGGAAUUCCUAUUAUCGAUUGCAUAGAGAAUACUUUGGACGAAUCAACUUUUCAUAUUGUACAUAUCGUGACUGUCGUUUUGGGAUCAUUGUUACUAACUGUGCUUGCAAUAUCGAUCGCAAUAUUGAUCAGAAAGAAGUUACUUAAGAAGAGAAUGUCUAAAGGUCCGUACAAGAUCAUUUUAACUACAUCGGAUUUCGUAUUUCCUCAAGUGCCUCAAGUAGAUUCUAGAAGAGUGGACGAGGGUAUCGAAACAAUGUUAUGCUGUUGGUUGCAACAACUGCAAGAGUUUGGUGGACCUGAAGUGGAAAAGCCGGAUUUACUUCAAUUGGGAAGCGUAUCUUCUUUGAAACCAUGUUUACGAACUAGCACGGGAAACCUGGCACGUCAUAAUUUCUUCAAAGAUCCUCGCGCAAGAUACAAUGGUGACUUUGUGCAACUAAAAGAACUGCCAACUCAAGGUACUUUUGAGCUGAAAAGCAAAACUAUGGAUAUAUUGGCCAUGAUCCAUGGACUGCGCCAUGAAAAUCUGAAUCCCCUGAUAGGAUGUUUAAAUGAACCGACAAGACCGUGCCUUGUUUAUGAAUAUUGUUCAAGAGGAUCUUUAGAGGACGUACUAGUGCAGGAUGAAAUCAAGCUCGAUUGGUCCUUUAGAUUAUCAUUUCUUACCGAUCUUGUGCGGGGUAUGAGAUAUCUUCAUGGUACACCAAUACGUGUACAUGGUUAUCUUACUUCGCGAAACUGUGUCAUCGAUGCUCGUUGGGUUCUUAAAGUUACCGAUUAUGGACUGCCUGUUUUUUAUGAAGCACAAAAUAUUGUUCCUCCAAUAAAAACAGCUAGAGAUCUUUUAUGGACUGCGCCUGAAUUAUUAAGACAACCAAAUCUUCAAAAAAAAGGAACGCAACCGGGAGACGUUUAUAGUUUUGGUAUCAUUAUGCAGGAGGUAGUAGUUCGUGGAGAACCAUUUUGCAUGCUCGCUCUAUCGGCAGAAGAUAUUAUCGAAAAAGUAAUGAAACCACCGCCACUGAUUAGACCAUCUGUAAGCAAAGGUGCAGCACCACCAGAAGCGAUAAAUAUUAUGCGUCAAUGUUGGGCAGAAACACCGGAUAUGAGGCCUGAUUUCAAUGAUGUUCACGAUCUUUUCAAAAAAUUAAAUCAUGGAAGAAAAGUCAAUAUUGUCGACACGAUGUUUCAAAUGUUGGAAAAGUAUUCAAACAAUUUAGAAGAAUUGAUACGUGAACGCACGGAACAAUUAGACAUGGAAAAAAAGAAAACGGAACAAUUAUUGAAUCGAAUGUUACCCAGCUCUGUUGCUGAAAAAUUAAAACUUGGUAUGCCAGUCGAUCCUGAAGAAUUCCGAGAAGUAACGAUCUAUUUUUCGGACAUAGUUGGUUUCACAACAAUUUCAGCACAUUCAACCCCGUUCCAAGUAGUCGAUCUUUUAAACGAUUUAUAUACGUGCUUCGAUGCCACGAUCAACGCAUAUACUGUAUAUAAGGUGGAAACUAUAGGAGAUGCUUAUAUGGUCGUAGGAGGUUGUCCUGUAAGAAUAUCUGAUCAUGCUUCUCAAAUAGCUACGAUGGCUCUCGAUUUGCUGCAUCAAAGUGGAAAAUUCAAAUUGAAACAUCUGCCAAAAACUCAAUUGAGAUUACGAAUUGGUCUUCAUACAGGUCCUUGCUGCGCUGGUGUUGUUGGUCUGACAAUGCCAAGAUAUUGUCUUUUUGGUGAUACUGUCAAUACCGCGUCAAGGAUGGAAUCCACUGGCGCACCAUGGCGUAUUCAUCUUAGUCAAGCUACUAGAGAUCGAUUGACUCAAGUGGGUGGAUAUCAAAUCGAAUAUCGCGGGCCAACUGAAGUUAAAGGCAAAGGGAAAAUGCCUACUUAUUGGUUGCUAGGAAAACAAGGCUUCGAUAAAGAACUUCCAAUGCCACCUCCACUUGGGGAAAACCAUGGGCUGAACGAGAGUUUAAUAUUGGAGAAUUUGAUGAAUAAAGAAAGCGUAACACAUGGAUGUCCAGUCAUGGUAAAUCCGACUAUGGAUUUAUGCAAAGAUACGAAUGCAGAAGAAGAAAGCAAAAACAAUAAUGGAAAUGAAAAUGUAAACAUUGAUGAUGGAAAUACUGACAAAGAUUUAGAAACAUAUAAAAUUGCAGUUUCUGUACAUGAUGAACAAGUUCAAGAUACAAACUCGUCUUUAAAAUCAACAGCUAACAUUCUUCAUAUUUUAUCUACAAAAGAAAAAGUGAAUGGAAGAGAAAACGAUGAUACUAAUUCGACUAUUGUAACCAAAAGUAUUUCCGGUGACGCUCAAACCUCUCUGGGAACAUCCAUAUUUUAUACAGAGAAAACUAUACUUGGUGCAUCUACUAGUUCCCUUACAUCGAUUUCAAGCUCAACUAAUCCGUAUAGACCGGCAGGUCCCGCAAAACAUCGGAGAAUAACUGGUUAUAUCGAUGAGAACGACUUAAGCACGCCAUAUAAUCAUUAUAGAUGUCUCUCACCAAACGAACAUUAUGGAAGAAGCACAGGUUGUCGUUUUUUAAAGAGACAAUUUAGUCUAGAUCGUCCCGAUGAGACUAGCUAUGUUGGUUUCACCGAACAAAUUAAUUAUCAACAACAAUUACAACAACAGCAACAACAACAAUUAUUAUCACAACAAAAUUUGAAUAAGACACCAAGACUUUAUAAACAAAAUAGUGCGGGUGCAGCAAAUGAUCUAGAACGCAUCGAAGAAGUACCGUCUACUCCAGCCCCUGUUCUUCAACACUAUAAACAGGCGGCAUCUGUUUCUCUCUCUGUAGAAUCAUUAACGCUUCGUUGAAGAAUAUUGCAUUUUUAAACAUAAAAAUGUCUAUAAUAAGCAUUUUAAACUAUUAAAAUUCUUCAAAAAAUGACAAUCGUCGUCACGUAUCCAUACGAAUCAUUAGACAUAUUAUAUGAAUGAUAUUAAAUUUAUUGAACAGUGACACAAAAGUAACAAAAUUGUGGAAAAGUUAUUUACUUGUGUACUUAUCAUUAUCUCUUUCAUAUAAUAUUAUCAUAAAUCGAUUGACCUUUGAUUAUAGUAUAAUAAUCGCGAAAAAUAUAAAAAAAACUUUAUAUCCAUUAUCGCGAAUGACAAUCUCUGUUACAUAGACAUUCUGUGCACAUGCAGUUCUCGUAUUAUGUAAAUAUAUUAUAUUGAAAAUGUGUGCAAUAUAUUCUAUUUCCGUAUUUUUUCUGAUCCAUAUUUCAUAACUUAAAAUCAAGUAAUAUUUUAUUGUUAUUGUGCAUAAAAUGCACAAUAAAUCAAAUAAUUAUAUCAUUAAAAUUGUUCAUAAAAUUUUGUUGAAAUCAUGAUACACUAUUAUCAUGUACUCAUAUUAUUGUUUUUAUCAAGAGAGAGAAAAAAAUAUAUACCUUUCUCGUAAAUGUGCAUAAUUUAAUUAUCUCUGAAUCGUUGACAAUAAUAACUGGAAAACUUAUAAUAUAAAAACGUAGGUACUCUCUCUUUUUCUCUCUCUCUCUUUUUUCCAUUUUUUUUCUCUUUCCAGUA